Messenger RNA from Bradysia coprophila, 4251 nucleotides. RefSeq names its product elongation factor 1-alpha. Gene Ontology annotation, biological process: translational elongation. The record is from RefSeq and is a predicted model, not a curated record. Lineage: Eukaryota; Metazoa; Arthropoda; Insecta; Diptera; Sciaridae. Gene Ontology annotation, molecular function: GTP binding; GTPase activity; translation elongation factor activity.
UACACGCAAUCGGUUUUACGUUGAACGCCGCAUGCACAGUCGAUAAAAAGUCUUUCUUUCAUUUCUUUGUGCUCGUGAGAUAAGCUCGAGAACGAGACAUUUUGGCCACAGCAAUUACGCAGGCAAGAGGAACAAUAAUUUAAAUAAAAAUGGGAAAGGAAAAGAUUCAUAUCAACAUCGUUGUCAUUGGACAUGUCGAUUCCGGGAAAUCCACAACUACCGGUCAUUUGAUUUACAAAUGCGGUGGUAUCGACAAGCGAACCAUUGAAAAGUUCGAAAAGGAAGCCCAAGAGAUGGGCAAAGGUUCAUUCAAAUAUGCGUGGGUGUUGGACAAACUUAAAGCCGAACGAGAGCGUGGUAUUACCAUUGAUAUUGCGUUGUGGAAAUUCGAAACUGCCAAGUACUACGUCACAAUCAUUGACGCUCCCGGUCAUCGAGAUUUCAUCAAGAACAUGAUUACCGGUACAUCUCAAGCCGAUUGUGCUGUACUGAUUGUUGCAGCUGGAACCGGCGAAUUUGAGGCUGGUAUCUCGAAGAACGGUCAGACUCGUGAGCAUGCGUUACUAGCAUUUACCUUGGGUGUCAAGCAGUUGAUUGUCGGCGUUAAUAAAAUGGAUUCAACCGAACCGCCGUAUCACGAAGCUCGUUAUGAGGAGAUCAAAAAGGAAGUGUCCUCGUACAUCAAGAAGAUCGGCUACAAUCCAGCCGCAGUUGCAUUUGUACCCAUUUCUGGGUGGCAUGGCGAUAACAUGCUGGAACCAUCCGAAAAAAUGCCGUGGUUCAAGGGAUGGCAAGUGGAUCGCAAAGAGGGCAAAGCUGAAGGAAAGUGUUUGAUUGAAGCUCUCGAUGCUAUUUUGCCGCCUUCCCGUCCUACCGACAAGGCUCUACGCUUACCGUUGCAAGACGUCUACAAGAUUGGUGGUAUUGGAACGGUUCCGGUCGGUCGAGUCGAAACUGGUGUUCUGAAACCAGGAAUGGUUGUGGUGUUCGCACCAGCAAACUUAACCACUGAAGUUAAAUCAGUGGAAAUGCAUCACGAAGCGUUGCAAGAAGCUAUGCCAGGUGAUAACGUCGGAUUCAAUGUGAAAAACGUUUCUGUCAAGGAACUGCGUCGCGGCUACGUGGCUGGCGAUUCCAAAAACUCUCCACCACGUGGCGCAGCUGACUUUACUGCUCAGGUAAUCGUACUGAAUCAUCCCGGCCAAAUUGCCAAUGGAUACACACCCGUUCUCGAUUGCCACACGGCUCAUAUUGCGUGCAAAUUUGCCGAAAUCAAAGAAAAAUGCGAUCGUCGUACGGGCAAGACGACCGAAGAGAAUCCGAAAGCGAUAAAAUCGGGCGAUGCGGCCAUCAUCAACUUGGUGCCGACGAAACCGUUGUGUGUGGAAAGUUUCCAGGAAUUUCCGCCACUCGGACGCUUUGCCGUUCGGGACAUGCGACAAACGGUGGCCGUUGGCGUCAUUAAGUCCGUCAAUUUCAAAGAGAUUUCCACGGGCAAAGUAACAAAAGCCGCAGAAAAAGCCCAAAAGAAAAAAUAACUAGAGAACGGUCAAAGCGGCACCGUUUCGAUAACAGUUUAUAAUACUAAUAUUCAUCAAUGCCAUAAUUUCUUCUUCGGUAAAAACUAUUCGACAAUUAUCGUUCAGGCUGACAUGCAAUGUGUUGCUGAUUUUAUUGGUAAUAGUUUUGUAGUUCAACGACGAUUGUUUGCUAGUUGCCUCAAACAAAUUAAAUCGUAUGCAUCGCGUCACCGUAAAGCUUUUCGUAGGAAACAUCAUCUGUUCGCCAUCAUUCAUCGCCAUCAUCCAAAUCAUCAAAGCAUUACCGAUUCUCGCAUCCGAUCUCAUCUUGAUCAUUUCCAUCUCAUCCAUUCAAUCACUAAGUUAAACAAUGUUUCCGUUCGUUUAAUUUGCAUUUUAUUCACUUCAUUCAUAACAUUGAUCGUUAAGCAGUUGAUUUUACAAUUAUUAAGCAUCACUAGUCAAGACUAUUUUCCAAAUUUAUUAUCACUUGCCUCAUGAGUGUGCGGUUAUAUAUUGAAUGUAUGUAUAUGUGCUAACAGACGUUGAGGUGGUAAACCAUUUGUUUUUUUGAGAGAAUUUUAUUCCAACCGUUUUGAUUUUAUUUCAACCGGUACUGUUUAAGAAUUUUAUAUCUUUCUCGCUCAAAAACGGCCAUUUACCGAAGAGAAAAUCCAACGAAGAGAGAGAGUUUCGUGAGAGUUUAUUUAUACGAAUUUGCAGUUCUUCUGUAAAAUUUACAGCUCUACAGUAAAGUGACGCAAGAUGACAAAGCUGAUCUUUGAUAUUGUUUAUCAGGAUCGAUUCCAAAAUAAUUCAUAUUUCACUUGCUGUAAGUUCGUAACAUGUUUUGCAAUAAUAGUAGAUUAUUGCACAUGUCUUCUAACCGACUCAUUAAAUAAAUGUUUUCUGCAUAUACUCGAAUCGAGUACUUGUUUCAACAAACAUUUCCGAUCUACGAAAUUGGUUUUCUAUGCAAACGAGAAGAGCAAACGUCUACAUUCAAAUUAUGCGUUACCUGUUGUGGACGGUAGAUUCUCGGCAAUUUCGCGAAUUUUCAUGCCUACGGCCUAAAUUACGAGAAAAACUCUGAAAUUUAUGCCUAAGCAUAACACUGCUCCUAGCAUGAACACUGAAUUGACAGUUGCCAAAUUUGGAGGCCUUAGUGAUACGAGUUACCGCUUAGAAUUGUUUGUAUUGUAUGUUUUAACUCAUACAACAAAAGCAAGUCAUCUAUCUGUACAAAAGAAACGCAGUGCCUGCUGUGUGAUUUCAUCAGCCUCCGAGUAUAUUCUAUGUUCAUGCUAUAAGCACUGCUGUGGCCUAAGGCAUGAACAUUCAAAUACGUCAAAGUAUACCAAAUUGUUGUGGUCAACUAUUGUGAAUAAAGUGAAGAAAACGUUUCGUUUGUUCUAGUCACAUACGACAAUUUUUGUUGUCCGUUGCACAGUUACUAUGCGACACAUGAUCUUAUUCAACACCCAUUCUACAAACGAAAUGUCGAUGUAAUGUGAAAAGAAUCAUCACUGCAACGAUAGUUGCUACAAUAGUUGGAGUUACAUUUAAUCGUUACAACAAAUAAUUCUCAAUCUUCGUCAGUUUUAUCUAGCAUUAUAACGGAAAAUUGUUUUGAACAAAGAACUUGCGGUAUCUGUCAAACGUUUGGACAAAAGAAUUUCUUCUCCAUUUGACACUUGCGGGAAGGUUCGAACAAAAGAAGAUUUCCCUGUCAGAGCAGUCUAUAGAGCAAAAUAUCGAGAACUGACCGCAGAUGUGUGUCCUUACAAUAAUUGUUACAGCUGACGUGAAUACACUUUUGUCAACAUGAAAAUACAAAUGGCAGAUUCAAAAAGUGGUGCGGUUCGGUAAUGACCUUUUUUCGAGCGAGAAAAAUAUUAAACUAUUCACGCUACAAGAAAGACUCUGAAGGGCAUCUUAUGUUCUCGAAAUGGCAAAUAAGUUUUUACCAAUUCUCGAACAUAGAAUACACUUUACCGUGCUUGUAGCGUAAAAUACUAUUAAUUUUAUCAUUUACGACCAAAACUUAACUCAAGUUUAUGUUCUCAACACUCCAACUGAACGUUAAGUUAAUGAAUUCGAUUGAUUUUUGAUAUUAGAAAGAAAAUUUAGGUAUACGAAAACACUGAAAAGAAACAACCAGGAUAGAAGAAGUAGACAACUAUUGGCAUUAAUUGUGUGAUAAAAAUGAGAGUUUUUUUGCCUGAAUAUCUUUUUGUUUGACGACCGACUUCUAUUGAUUUAUUUUUCUGUGAUUUGUACCGAGCGAAAUGAGGAACCAAAGAAAAUACCGAUUGCGUAAAUCAACACAAAAUAAAACCUCAAGAACAUGUGCAUAAAAGACAACACAAUUCGUUGCAUUAAUUUUAAGUAUUGUACGAACGAAAACAAACUAACUCUUUUUUAACCAAAAUGUUAUUGACCAUUUUAUUGAUGUUAUUUAAAAUUAAUUUUUAAUUAUGAAAACGAAUGAACUGAAAAAGCUAAUAACAGUAAGGAGAUUAAAGCUCACCUAUCAUACCACGAAAAUUCAAUUCCAUCUCAAUUCCCACCAAACAAAGAGUGAUCCUCAUUUGAUAUGCGAUAUGAUUUUGUAGAGAGAACCAAAAAAAAGAAUUGAAAAUUUUAACAAAAAAUUGACUCUAUAAAAAAAAGCUUGAACAUAGAGACUAAGAAUUUAUGAUUCUAUACCAAUAAAAGGGGCUUGAAGAUA